CACAGAUCUGGGGGAGCAAUGGCGUACACAACAAUCAAGAUUGCAGCUCAUCUCAAGACCUGCCACAUUCAAGGGCUCUCAUGUCAUGCCAGUCCGCGUGCGAUAGGGUUGAUAGCAAUGGCAGCGCGGUGGCUGAAGAAGACAUCGAGCUUCUGGUGAAACAUGUGCAGGCUUACCAUGGCGACACCGUGUUGGUAUCAGCAGCUGAAGGCAAGGGUCGUAUCCUCCUCGCUGCGUGCGAAUUCGAGCCCGGCCAGCGGAUCUUGCUCGAGUACCCGCUUGUCCAGGUGGCCGUAAACAGGAGCGAGGCCGCCUAUGCAGAAUUGAUCAGGAUGCAGGAGGAGGGUGCCUUGGAAUUUGCACCAUUCUUCUACUGGGCCGCUCUGUGUUCACUGACAGACAAGGAGAUCGCGUGUGCACGCUGCCAGGCUUGGCCGUCCGUGCCGUCCCAAACGCAGGCGCAGGCCUUGAGGCUGCACGCGCCAGAGGAAUCAUGCCAGGUGCCGUCGGCCCCGGUCUUGUCCAUCGUCGAGAGGAUGUGGGAACCUGAAGCCGGGCCAGACCCGCUGCGGCUGGAACGGCUUCUUCAGGUGUGGAUUCACAACUCCUUCGACCAGGGCUCUGCCGACGACGCCUUAGAGGCUGGCGCGAUGUACCUGGCCGCUUCGAUGAUGUCGCACUCGUGCAACGCGAACGCCGCGUGGCACCUGGACGAGGCGGACAGCUUCAUGCUGCACGCGCGGGGCUGGAUAGAGCAGGGCGACGAGAUUACGAUUCCCUACCUCGGCCCCUUCGACCUCUGCCUGCCGACCUGCGACCGAAGAGCGAUCCUCUCGGCCACGAAAGGCUUCCUGUGCCGCUGCGAGCGCUGCGCAGCUCCGCUCGAUGCUGCCCGGAGCUUCACGUGCCCCAGGUCGGGGGGCGCGGCCUACGCCAGCACCGACGGCGCCAGCCUCGUCAGCGAGGCCUGCGGGGUGCUGAGCGAGGAGGAGGCCGCGCCCCUGCUGGGCGCCGAGGCCAGCCUGCGGCCGUGGGCCCGCGGGAGGCCGGAGUUCCACCACGACGCCGGCACCUCGGACACCCCCGAGGCCGCCGCUCCCGCCCCCGCGGCGGACCUGCUCCAGCGCGCGCUGGCCGCGGGCCUCGCGCGCACCCACUGGAUCGUGGACGCCGCCCGCACCGCCGCCGCGGCCGAGGCGGGCGCCGGCGAGGAGUCCCGCGGCCUGCUGCGGGAGGCCUGCUCCGCGCUGCGGGCCAGCGGGCCCCACACCGCCACGCGGCGGGCGCGGCUCCAGGUGGCUCUGGGCCGGGACCUCUGCACCGCCCGCAGCGGCGCCGAGCUCGCGGAGGCCGAGGAGGUGCUCGCGGCCGCCGCGGAGGCGCUGGCGCUGCUGUUCGGGGACGACCACCCGGAGCACCAGGAGGCCGCCGCCCUCCGCGACAGGGCCCAGCGUUUGCGCUCCUCGACCGCGGCCGCGCCGCGGAGGGCGCUGGCGGACGCCGCGCGGAGCGCGGGGGGCGCCGGCUGGGCUCGCAGGGGCGCGCGAUAAACACCGAUAUAAUAAUAUUAAUAAUCGACAAAAAAGAUAGUGCGAAGGCGGGCCACGGGCGGUGCUCAGGCAAGCAGGAGCC
This is a messenger RNA of Prorocentrum cordatum, 1632 nucleotides long. Lineage: Eukaryota; Dinophyceae; Prorocentrales; Prorocentraceae. The record is from the annotation of a GenBank genome assembly.